This is a messenger RNA of Sinocyclocheilus anshuiensis, 1871 nucleotides long. RefSeq names its product RNA polymerase II-associated factor 1 homolog. The record is from RefSeq and is a predicted model, not a curated record. Gene Ontology annotation, molecular function: chromatin binding; RNA polymerase II complex binding. Bases 181 to 1662 code for a protein of 493 amino acids. Lineage: Eukaryota; Metazoa; Chordata; Actinopteri; Cypriniformes; Cyprinidae. Gene Ontology annotation, biological process: transcription elongation by RNA polymerase II. The transcript has 14 exons. Gene Ontology annotation, cellular component: Cdc73/Paf1 complex.
AGCCGCUCCUCCCGCGCGGGGUCCUUCAGCAGACGGUGCGGGGCGGAAGUCGCACACAAACACACACACACAAGCGCACACUGUUGCUUCUGUCGAUAAACUGUUUUAAACCCUUUAUUUCUGUGUUUCGUCGCUGUUUAUUAGUAACUUGCGUGGCGAAGCGCGUUUGUUUGCUCCAGCAUGGCUCCUACUGUACAGACGCAAGCGCAGCGGGAGGACGGACACCGGAGCUCAGCUCACAGAAGCGUCCCAGAGAGGUCCGGCGUCGUGUGCAGAGUGAAGUAUGGCAACAGUCUUCCGGAUAUCCCGUUCGAUCCCAAGUUCAUCACGUAUCCGUUUGACCAGCACAGGUUUGUGCAGUAUAAAGCCACGUCACUGGAGAAACAACACAAGCACGAGCUGCUCACCGAACCGGAUCUGGGCGUCACCAUCGACCUCAUCAACCCUGACACGUACCGCAUCGACACCAGCAUUCUGUUGGAUCCUGCUGAUGAGAAGCUGCUGGAGGAGGAAAUCCAGGCUCCGUCGAGCUCAAAGAGGUCGCAGCAGCAUGCGAAGGUGGUGCCGUGGAUGAGGAAGACGGAGUACAUCUCCACCGAGUUCAACAGAUACGGCGUCUCCAACGAGAAAGUGGAAGUCAAGAUCGGUGUGUCCGUGAAGCAGCAGUUCACAGAGGAGGAGAUCUACAAAGACAGAGACAGUCAGAUCGCAGCCAUCGAGAAGACAUUUGAAGACGCGCAGAAAUCCAUUGCCCAGCAUUACAGCAAACCCAGAGUCACACCGGUGGAGGUUCUGCCCGUCUUCCCAGACUUCAAGAUGUGGAUUAAUCCGUGUGCUCAAGUCAUCUUCGAUUCUGAUCCGGCGCCUAAAGAUGUUUCUGCACCAGCGGGGGUGGACAUGAUGUCACAGGCCAUGAUCAGGGGUAUGAUGGACGAGGAGGGGAAUCAGUUUGUGGCGUACUUCCUGCCUAACGAGGACACGAUGCGCAAACGCAAGAGAGACGUGGACGAGGAUUUGGAGUACAUGCCUGAUGAAGUGUAUGAUUAUAAAAUCGCUCGCGAGUACAACUGGAACGUGAAGAACAAGGCCAGUAAAGGAUACGAGGAGAACUACUUCUUCAUCUUCAGAGACGGAGACGGAGUUUAUUACAAUGAGCUGGAGACCAGGGUGCGUCUGAGCAAGCGGCGAGCAAAGGUUGGCGCUCCGUCGUCUACGAACGCUGUGCUGGUGUGUAAACACAGAGACAUGAACGAGAAGGAGCUGGAGGCUCAGGAUGCUCGCAAGGCUCAGCUGGAGAAUCACGAGCCCGAGGAUGAAGAGGAGGAGCUGGACAUGAUGAAAGACCUGCAGGACUCUGGUGAGGAGCGCGAGAAGGCCAGCGACUCGGACAACUCUGAGAGCGAGUCUGAGCGUGAGGAUGAGGAGCGGCCCGCCGAGGAAGACGAGGAGGAGGACGAGGAGAGCAGCAAGAGGCGUGAGAGGAAGAGCAGCGGCAGCGAGAGCGGUGAGGACCGGCAGGCGCGAGACGAGGAGGAGAUCUUCGGCAGCGACGAUGACAGUGAGGAUGACGAGGGUGAGCGCGCGAGGAGCAACAGCAGCAGCGUCCAGCACAGCGGCAGCGAGAGAGCGUCCGACUCCAGCGACGCCAGCGACAGCGAAUGAGACGCUCAGCCCCGCCCACCAGCAGCUGCUGCACUCAUGCUGUUUCCUGUUCCUGUUCAACUCUGUCCCUCUGAUGCUUUCACGGUGAAUCUCAUGUCCAGCUCUCUCUUCACCCCGAUGAAAUAAUAUUCUGCUUGACCUGGACGUGUGAGUGUGUGAGUGUGUGAGUGUGUGAGUGUGUGUGUGAGUGUUGUGAGUGUGAGUGUGUG